CAAAACAGCUGAUUUUUCCAAAACAAAUAAGCGAACGCUGACGUUUUAAUUUAUUACUUGGUAAACAAAUUUACUUCCUCAAACAGCUUUUGUGGGAUCGAAAAACACAUAGGAACACAAAAUGACGUUUCUAUAUAUAUUAAGUUGGAUAGCAAUGGUGAUACACAUCGUCUUUAUCACAGUCUCAAUUGCGGCUGGUCUCUAUUACAUUGCUGAACUGGUGGAAGAGUACACACAAACUGCACGGAAACUGAUCACGUUUAUGAUUAGCGCCACGGUUUUUGUUUACAUAUUAUUCAUAUUCUGCGAUAACUUGCCGUGGAGCAUGAUACUUUGUGGCUUUGCGGCGCAAGCUUUCCACGGCCUCAUCAUGACCAGUUUUCCUUUCAUACGGUUCCUGUCAGUACCUUUUAUUGGGGCACUAGUAUUUUUGAUUAUAAACCACUUUUUGGCAUUUCAACAUUUCACAAGCGUUUACUAUCCGUUUAUGCAGGUGCUAGCAUACUUCACUAUAUGCCUCUGGAUGGUGCCCUUCUCGCUCUUUGUAUCCCUCAGCGCAAAUGAUAAUGUACUCCCGACGACUGUAAACGACAGUAUGGGAAGUCAAGAUGUAGUAACAAACUACUUUUCACGCGGGAAAAAGCAGGGUCUACUCUCGUUCUUUAAUUAUGCUAAAGAUAGCUUAUUGCCAACACGAAACAAGAAAUCCUUUUAAUGAUGCAUCAUUUUGGAUGCAAAAAUAAACUUAUUUCCAAACAAAUAUUUAAGAAGAACGGACUACUACUAAUGAGCAAUUUAGUUUAGGAGAAAAGUCUUGGUAAUUGAAUUAUUUAUUACAUUUGUAAAUGAAAUAUAAAAAAACACGAUUAACUUAA
Messenger RNA from Rhagoletis pomonella (apple maggot), 875 nucleotides. Its product is annotated as protein TEX261. The transcript is spliced from 4 exons. The record is from RefSeq and is a predicted model, not a curated record. The coding region runs from base 122 to 715 and encodes 197 amino acids. Gene Ontology annotation, biological process: endoplasmic reticulum to Golgi vesicle-mediated transport. Lineage: Eukaryota; Metazoa; Arthropoda; Insecta; Diptera; Tephritidae. Gene Ontology annotation, cellular component: Golgi membrane; COPII-coated ER to Golgi transport vesicle; endoplasmic reticulum membrane. Gene Ontology annotation, molecular function: COPII receptor activity.